Solea senegalensis (Senegalese sole) is the source of this 2473-nucleotide messenger RNA. RefSeq names its product ETS variant transcription factor 1 (gene etv1). The transcript is spliced from 11 exons. The record is from RefSeq and is a predicted model, not a curated record. The coding region runs from base 313 to 1629 and encodes 438 amino acids. Lineage: Eukaryota; Metazoa; Chordata; Actinopteri; Pleuronectiformes; Soleidae. Gene Ontology annotation, molecular function: sequence-specific DNA binding; DNA-binding transcription factor activity, RNA polymerase II-specific. Gene Ontology annotation, biological process: regulation of transcription by RNA polymerase II; cell differentiation. Gene Ontology annotation, cellular component: nucleus.
GGGAGCAGCGGAGACUCUGCAGCCGCCCUGAGUGCCUCUUCAGGCGGGUAAGAAGGAGGAGACAGGUGUCGCUCGGGUCCUGGCUCCAGCGCGUCCUCGUCUCUGCUUCGUCUCUCAUUUCCUGGCAGCAAAAAAAACAAAAAACAAAAAAAAACAAUGGAUUUAUACUUUUUUUUUAGUUGAAAACUCAGACGCCCUCUUUAAAAAAGGUCUCUUUUUUAAUAUAUAGUUAUUUAUUUUAUAGUUUGUUUAAUUUCAUUUGAGUUUUUUGACUCUGAUGGAAAGAUUUGGUGUCGAGACGACAGAGACGUGAUGCUUCAGGAUUUAAGCGCGAGUGUCCUCUACCCGUCCUGUCUGCAGCAUCCCAGUUUCGCUCAAGUUCCCGACAAUGACGAGCAGUUUGUUCCAGACUUCCAGACUGAAAACUUGGCGUUCCACGGUCUGCAGCUGAAGAUCAAGAGAGAGCUGCACAGUCCGUGUUCAGAGUUGAGCGCCACCUGCAGCCAGGAUCGCUCGUUUAAACUCCAGUAUGGAGAGAAGUGUCCGUACAACGUCAGUGCCUAUGAGCAGAAACAGCCCGCAGGAAUGAAGCCCUCCAGCCCAGUGACGCCCCCGUGUAGCACCCCCGUGUCCCCCCUGCAUCAUGCGUCCCCCACGGCACCACCGACGCCCAAACCAGACCGGACCUACGCUCACAUACCGCCGUCACAGCCACUCGCUGAAAACGCCUACACCAUGGACCACAGAUUUCAGCGUCAGCUCUCGGAGCCGUGUCACUCGUUCCCCUCCCCGCCGACGAUGACCCGCGACAGUCGGCCCAUCUACCACCGGCAGAUGUCGGAGCCCAACAUUCCCUUCCCUCCUCAAGGUUUCAAACAGGAGUAUCCCGACCCGCUCUUUGAGCACCCGGCCAUGAUGGGGGCGCCGCUGCCCCACGCUUACCCGGCCACCAUGAUGAUCAAGCAGGAGCCGCGGGACUUCACCUACGACUCAGCAGAAGUGCCGAGCUGUCAUUCUGUCUACUUACGGCAGGACAGUUAUCUGGCUCACACGAACAGAAGCGAAGGUUGUAUGUUUGACAAAGUGGCGAGACAUUUCUACGACGACACCUGCGUGGUGCCAGAAAAGGCCGAAGGGGACAUUAAGCAGGAGUCGGGUCUGUACCGCGAGGGCCCGUCGUACCAGCGCAGAGGUUCCCUGCAGCUCUGGCAGUUCCUGGUGGCGCUGCUCGACGACCCGUCCAACUCCCACUUCAUCGCCUGGACCGGGCGAGGCAUGGAGUUCAAACUCAUCGAGCCGGAGGAGGUUGCUCGUCGGUGGGGGAUCCAGAAGAACCGGCCGGCGAUGAAUUACGACAAGCUCAGCCGAUCGUUGCGCUACUACUACGAGAAGGGAAUCAUGCAGAAGGUGGCCGGCGAGAGAUACGUGUACAAGUUCGUGUGCGACCCCGAGGCCUUGUUCUCCAUGGCUUUCCCUGACAACCAGCGGCCGGUGCUGAAGACGGACAUGGAGCGGCAGAUCAACGAGGAGGACACGGUGCCGCUGUCGCACUUUGACGAGAACAUGGCGUACGUGCAGGAGGGGCCCUACUGUCCGCCGCACCCUUACAGCGAGGGCUACGUUUAUUAACGCCACACACACACACACACACACACACCUCCACUCAACCCUCAUCUUUCUCCGUUCAUCUGAGACUCUUGUGUCGUCUAAUCCACAGGAAAAAGACUCAUAAACACAUGAACUUAUUAUUUUGGCUCUUUCUGACGUCCAGGCCGCACAGCAGCAGGAUGGAGAGUGCACUUUACGGACAGGAAACGGCGCGGUGUUAUUACCCCGCCAGGGGCUGUAGCUACUGUCUGUGGUUGUUUAUGUUUGUACAUCAGUGUGGGAGUAAUCUGUCCGUCCGUCCGUCUGUUUGUUUGUUUGUUUGUUUGUGAGCAUGUGGCUGCCUGGACUGACUCACGGCCGCUACACAAAAAACUGAAUUUUCAACUAUUUUGGGGGGGAUUCCGUUGCAGCAAAAAGGAGGAUGAUGGCGUUUUUGUGAAAGUUUAUCUGGAACAAUUGUCCUGACGCCAACCCUCGUCCAAUCAAAUUGAAGAUUUCUAUGUUCCAUGUUGUUGUUUUCCUGCUGUCACAGCGUAAACUGGAUCAUCCACUCGCCGACCGAAAACCUCCACGCACGUCGGAUUUUUUACCCAAAAACUGUUGUGAAAGGGAAAAUAAUCUGGAUGAUGUGUGAACGGGCUGUGUUUAGGAUAAUCAAUAAAGCCACAGAACCAUGUAAAAUAAAGUAUAAACCUGCAGUUUUCUUCUUUCAGAUGUGAGUGUACAGUCAAAAUGGACCGAAAUCACCCAUCAACAUAAAAGUUCCCCACGACAAAAAGCUGUUUCACUGUUAUAAACAAUGAAAGGAUUCAAAAAAAAUUCAAGAUGUUCUCUUUUUUUGUUCCAGGUGAACAUGAAGUGUAUA